Messenger RNA from Cucumis melo (muskmelon), 1278 nucleotides. RefSeq lists its product as uncharacterized. The transcript is spliced from 6 exons. Lineage: Eukaryota; Viridiplantae; Streptophyta; Magnoliopsida; Cucurbitales; Cucurbitaceae. The coding region runs from base 167 to 949 and encodes 260 amino acids. Gene Ontology annotation, cellular component: membrane. The record is from RefSeq and is a predicted model, not a curated record.
AAAAAAAAAAGGUUGAUAGAAUGUAAAGAAAGUAUGAGCGUGUCGGUUUCUAGACCUUUCCCUCCAUUUUCUUCUUUCACUCAUCACUGUCUCUUCCCAUUCAAAAUCCAUUGAAUUCUCUGCAAUCCACACUCCAAUCAUCAUCCUUAUCUCAAUCUCCAUCUCCAUGGCUACUCUAACUGCAGCUUCUUUUUCUUCUUCUUCAUCCUCUUACAUGUGCUUAACCAAGGUAUCUCCCCCAUUGCCUUCCACUUCAUUCCCAAUUCCGUUCCCAACUCUCCCGAAAACCCCUCGCAAUUCUUCUUCUUUCUCUUUUGCUUCCCCUCUUCCUUCAAGGACAAGCCUUCGGUUCAAUCCGUGUUUUGCUCGGAACGACCACUUCGGUGAUUUUGUGGAAAUGAAGGAGGAGACGAGCGAGAUGCGUUUGUAUUCUCUUUCGCCUUUUCCUUUACUCUUCAUUGCUGCUCUUCCUGGAGGGGGAACUGUGAGGUCACUCUUUGGUCCUUUCGUUGAGCUUGUUAAAUCGUUGAAUCUUCCUGAAUGGCUGGUACAUUGGGGCCAUCCAGGAAACAUGGCUGUUGUGCUCUUUGCCAUGGGUGGCUAUGGAACAUAUUUAGGUUUUCGUAUCCGUUACUCUGACGAUGUGGAGGAGAAGGCUUAUGCCAAGGACUUGCAUCCAAAGCUUCUAGGCGGGAUGUUUUUCUUUUUUGCUCUUGGAGCAACAGGUGGAAUCAUUUCUCUACUUACAUCAGACAAACCUAUAUUUGAGAGUCCGCAUGCUGUAACGGGGUUCAUCGGUCUCGCACUAUUGACUGUACAAACUCUUCUGCCUUCACUCUUUGAGGAUAAUCCUGGGCUGAGAAAUGUUCAUGGUAUUUUGGGUAGUGGAAUCAUGACACUGUUUCUCAUCCAUGCUGCAUUUGGACUUCAACUUGGCCUCAGCUACUAAAUCUUAACUGCUAGUAUAGAAUAACAAUCUUUCUGCAAUCCUUACGAAGAUCCCUCGGCACUAUUCUUCCCGAAGAGGAAAUUUUCAUUUUAUUGCCUUUUCCUCAGGUAUCAUAUUAUAUUUCUUGUUCACUAUUUAUUCAUUGUUCCCCCCCUUCUCUUUUCCUUUUUUUUCUUUUACAAAUUUACGCAAGGCCCUCUUAUUUGCAACCUGCUCUUUUUCUUGAUGUUGUCGAUGGUAGGUGUUAAUCUUGUUGUUUCUUUAAUUGCAUUUGUACAUUGAUACAGUCAAUUUUAUAUGCGAAGUGUGUCGAUGAAGAUCUUAAUGUA